Molecule: messenger RNA, 2796 nt
Organism: Trichoderma virens Gv29-8
Lineage: Eukaryota; Fungi; Ascomycota; Sordariomycetes; Hypocreales; Hypocreaceae
Product: glycoside hydrolase family 78 protein
Exons: 1
Coding region: 1-2796 (931 amino acids)
Biological process (GO): carbohydrate metabolic process
Source: RefSeq, a predicted model, not a curated record
AUGGGCUACUCAACCACUCCGGUCUCGGUUCUUCCACCGACUUUUGAGCAGCAUCACGAUGGUUUUGGAGUUCAAAGUGUGCGUCCAAGGCUUUCAUGGAGGUUUUCAUGCACGAACGCGCAGAUUCACAAUUGGAGACAGACAGCAUAUGACAUUGCGCUCUCCUACAAUAACAUAGAGCCUGGCCAAGUCUUCCAUGUAGAGAGCGAAGACAGUGUUUUGGUACCGUGGCCAAACUCGGAGCCACUCGAAUCACGAACACGUUGUUUUGUACGCGUCAGGUGCUACGGCAGAUAUUCUAUAUCUGGUGGGAGUAAUAAUGAGAACGACCAUGAGUCUAUGACCGAAUGGUCCCCGUCGUCCACUUUGGAGAUCGCAUUACUGAGAAACAGUGACUGGAGGGGGUGUAUGAUCACUGUAUCGGAGCCAUGGCCUCUGAGCCUGGACCAUUCAGCCCGCCCGCUGUGUUUCUACAAGCGGUUUUAUUUAUCUUUAAAAAACGGAUCUAUUGAAAACAGUCGGCUAUAUGCCACCAGCCAUGGCGUGUAUAGCGUACGGAUCAAUGGUAGAAAGGUCGGCGAUCACUGUUUAGCCCCGGGCUUCCAAAGUUACCACAAGAGAUUGCACUACCAGGUUUACGAUACCAAAGAUCUUUUGGUAACACCUGGCUGGAACAAAAUCGAGAUAGAUGUGGCUGCCGGCUGGUUUGCUUCUGCUACUAGUUGGGCUAGGAAACGAUUCAUAUACGGCGAGAAACUCGGUGUGCUGGCACAGCUGGAGAUUUGGGCAGGAGACUCCACCUUGCCAAUUUUGGUGAGCACUGACCUGAGCUGGAGCGUCUCGAACACAUCCUUUGUUAGCGGUGAAAUAUUGGAUGGCGAAAUCUUCGACCAAAGUCUGAGUAUGAGCUCAAAAUCGGACGAUGCCAAAUUCACGGUUCAAGAAUCGCCUAUUCCAGUAAGCAGGCUCGUGUCUCCGGAAGCCCCGCCGGUCAGAGUGGUGGAGAAGCUCAAACCAAAAGACAUAUUCAAGUCGCGAUCAGGAGGUGCUGUUAUUGUGGAUUUUGGGCAAAAUAUUGCCGGUCGUAUAUGCGUUAGAAGAGUCCAGAAACCUGCGGGCUCUCAAAUCACAUUUCGUCACGCGGAAGUCAUCCAAGACGGCGAGAUUAUGUGUCGUCCCUUAAGGACAGCAAAAGCCAGGGACAUUAUAAUAUGCGAUGGCCGGGAGCUCUUUGACUGGCAACCGCAACACACUUUCCACGGGUUCAGAUAUGUCGAGAUCACGGGUUGGGGCCCCGACGACAAGAGCUGCCCUCUCACCAAGGGUUGCAUCGUCGCUGAAGUGAUGCAUACCGACAUGCUGCGUACAGGCUGGUUUUCAUGCUCCAACGAUGAUGUUAAUCGGUUACAUGAAAAUUCUCUCCGUAGCAUCAAGGGCAAUUUUUUUAGUGUGCCUACCGAGUGCCCAUCAAGAGAUGAGCGCUUCGGUUGGACGGGAGACCUGAACAUUAUUGCGCCUACGGCCAACUUCUUGUAUGAUACGACUGGUAUGUUGAGGAACUGGUUGCAAGAUCUAUACCUCGAUCAGAUGGAAGAGACCGAAUACUGGCGCCAAGGCGUCGUGCCCUUGUUUAUCCCCAAUUCUUUACUAAGAACCGGCGACGGGGGCCACGGAUGGGAUCCGAUGCCUAAUGGCGUUUGGGGUGACGCUGCAAUCAUGGUCCCCUGGGGUCUAUAUCAUAUGUCUGGUGAUAUUAGUUUUCUCUCGGGGCAGUAUGACAGCAUGGUUCAAUACCUGGAGAAGGGCGUGACUCGAGGUCAGGAUGGACUUUGGGAUCCUGAGCAGUGGCAAUUUGGUGACUGGCUGGACCCAAGAGCGCCUCGGAAUGAUUCUGGCAGAGGCACUACGGAUGGUACGUUCGUUGCUGAUUGUUUCCUUAUUGCUUCCACCCAGAUCGCUGCAGAGGUGGCCGCAAUGCUGGCCAAACCAGUAGACUCGUCUCGGUUCAGAGACACCGCCCUGCGUCUAGUUCAUUCGUGGCAGAACAAGUAUCUGACGGCAGCUGGUCUUGUGGUUCCAGAUACUGCAACAGCUCUUUCACUCGCCCUGUGGUUUGAUCUCCUUCCAGAAUCUGGAGGUAGCUCAAUGAAGGCGCAGGCUGCGGCUCGUCUCUUCCGACUGGUUCGUCUGAAUGACUUUAAGAUUACCACUGGAUUUGUGGGCAGUGCGCUUCUUUCUCGCGCGCUCACUCAGUCUGGUGGUGUCGACCUAGCCUACGCCAUGCUCUUCCAGAAGAAGUGUCCUUCAUAUCUGUAUCCCAUUACGAUGGGAGCUACCACAGCGUGGGAGCGCUGGGACAGCAUGCUCUCAGAGGGGACUGUCAACCCCGGUUCAAUGACAAGCUUCAAUCAUCAUGCUCUCGGUAGUAUCGCAAAUUGGAUGCACGCGGAUAUAGGUGGCCUUGAGGCAAUUGACCCUGGCUGGAAGGUAUUUCGAGUGAAGCCGUGGCCCAAUAAGGAGCUGACCUGGGCGGAUACCGUGUUCGAGUCGAGGUACGGCCGGAUUGAGCUAAGAUGGACAUUAAAGGGAGACCUUUUCCGUAUGAGACUACGUGUGCCUCCAAACUCUACCGCCGUCGUCAGCCUUCCUAGUGAUAGCGGAACAUAUGAGCUGGGGGAUCAAGAAGGCAAAGAGCAAAGAGUUGGGUCGGGAGAAUACAACUUAGAGUGUCGGUUUGUCCAGACAGAGUGGCCGUUAAAGGCACUGCUACCACCAUGGGGAAGAGCGGAGUUCUAG